Messenger RNA from Penicillium cataractarum, 1272 nucleotides. RefSeq lists its product as uncharacterized. The transcript has 4 exons. Bases 1 to 1272 code for a protein of 423 amino acids. Gene Ontology annotation, molecular function: fumarylacetoacetase activity. Gene Ontology annotation, biological process: homogentisate catabolic process; L-phenylalanine catabolic process; L-tyrosine catabolic process. The record is from RefSeq and is a predicted model, not a curated record. Lineage: Eukaryota; Fungi; Ascomycota; Eurotiomycetes; Eurotiales; Aspergillaceae.
AUGCCCAACUCCUCCUCAAGCUCGUUUACUAUCGAGAAUAUUCCUUUUGGAGUGAUUUCAACCGCUGACCAUCCCACCCCCCGAUGUGCAACUGCACUUGAUCACGAUGCGAUUGAUCUCAGCGCUCUAGAAAGUGAUGGCUUCUUUAAAGACCCUUAUUUAAACGAUUUUGCAUCUCUUCCCAUUGAAAGCCGUCGGCAAACUCGGCAGCUCCUGUGCGCCAAUUUGCUUCAGCUUCAAGAAGAUAGAACCAAGGCGGAUCGAUACUUCAUUCCGCUAAAUCGUGUUAAGAACCACUAUCCCAUGCAAACGGCCAACUUUUCAGAUUUCUACUGUUCUUUAGAGCAUGCUCAGAAUUGUUGUGCGAUUCUCGGUCUACCAGCGUCACCCAACUGGCGCAUCAUUCCAAGCGUGUACAAUGGCCGUACAUCCAGCCUGAAUGUAGAAACUACAUUGACACGCCCGCACGGUGUGAUUCAAAACGAGUUUGGGCAUUACGCCUUCACUCCGACCAAAAAAUUGGAUAUGGAACUGGAAUUGGGAGUGUUCAUUUCGAAGCCUUUGGAGGCUGGGCAAAUAUUGGAUAUUAAGAAUGUCGCAGAUCACAUCUUCGGCUUUGUUAUCCUCAAUGACUGGUCAGCUCGGGAUAUCCAAAGUUUCGAGAUGGCACCUCUUGGUCCGUUCCACAGUAAAGGGUUUGGGACUUCUAUUUCCCCGUGGAUCGUGACUACGGAUGCCCUGGACGCAGUUACGAGUGCGGUUAUGGUUCCGCAGGAUCCUGCUCCAUUGCCUCAUCUCCUAUGGAAAGGAGAUGGCGGAGCUGCGACAUUCGACAUCAAUCUCUCUGCUUGUCUUAUAAGUGAGUUGCAUUCGUUUAAAGCUGCGGAUCCCUGGCUAAUAAAUAAAGGAAAUGGGAAAUCGUACAAUCUUACCGAAACCAACCUGAAUGAGCUCUAUUGGACUCCAUUUCAACAACUUACUCAUCUUGCAAGUGCAGGCGAGGGUCUCACGACUGGAGAUAUUUUUGGAACGGGAACUAUUUCCAGUGCUCGUAUAGAUGAACACGGAGAAAAGAUAGGACUAGCUUGCCUUGUAGAGCGCUCGCUCCCUCACACUUCCCUCUCGGCUUUGAAGAAAGACGGUAUUGUCUGGUUUGAAGACGGCGAUGAGGUUAUCAUGGAAGGAGUUUGCAUCAACAAGACAACGGGGUCCAAAUUUGGAUUUGGGCAAUGCCGGACAACUAUUACCCCGGCCGUGAAGCUGGCUCUGUGA